Messenger RNA from Aspergillus heteromorphus CBS 117.55, 2009 nucleotides. RefSeq names its product putative IMP dehydrogenase. The record is from RefSeq and is a predicted model, not a curated record. Gene Ontology annotation, molecular function: IMP dehydrogenase activity. Lineage: Eukaryota; Fungi; Ascomycota; Eurotiomycetes; Eurotiales; Aspergillaceae. The coding region runs from base 118 to 1749 and encodes 543 amino acids. Gene Ontology annotation, cellular component: cytoplasm. Gene Ontology annotation, biological process: GTP biosynthetic process. The transcript is spliced from 3 exons.
GGAAGACUUUCUCCAUCAACAGAACGUUUCUAUCGUCGAUCUGUUGAUUAUCCUCCAUCUUAACUCUUUAUACCCCCCUCUACGAGUUCCGAUAGAAACUGUAGAGUCUUCCUCACCAUGCCUAUUGCCAACGGUGACUCCCUCGGCCGCGCCAUGAAGGCCGAGAUCCAGGACCACACCAAGGCCCUGGAGGUCCUGGAGAAGGACUACCAGACGAGAGAUGGUCUUGAUGUCGAUACCCUGCUUGACUCCGACAAGCACGGCGCGUUGACCUACAACGACUUCCUCAUCUUGCCCGGAUACAUCGGCUUCCCUGCCUCCGAUGUGACUCUGGACACCCCCGUCACCAAGCGUGUCUCCCUGAAGGUCCCCCUUCUCUCCUCCCCCAUGGACACCGUCACCGAGCACAACAUGGCCAUCCACAUGGCUCUCCUCGGUGGUCUGGGUGUUAUCCACCACAACUGCUCCCCCGAGGCGCAGGCCGAGAUGGUCCGCAAGGUCAAGAGAUACGAGAACGGUUUCAUCCUCGACCCCGUUGUUCUCUCUCCCAAGGCUACCGUGGCCGAGGCCAAGGAGCUGAAGGCCAAGUGGGGAUUCGGUGGCUUCCCCGUCACUGAAAACGGAACUCUUCGUUCUAAGCUCGUCGGUAUUGUCACUUCCCGUGACAUCCAGUUCCACCCCAACGGCGAGGACUCUGUCACCGCUAUCAUGUCCACCGACCUGGUCACCGCCCCCGCUGGCACCACUCUUGCUGAGGCCAACGAGGUCCUCCGCUCUUCCAAGAAGGGCAAGCUCCCCAUUGUCGAUGAGAACGGCAACAUCGUCUCUCUGCUGUCCCGCAGCGACUUGAUGAAGAACCUCCACUACCCCUUGGCUUCCAAGCUUCCUCAGUCCAAGCAGCUGAUCUGCGCUGCUUCUAUCGGCACCCGCGAGGAGGACAAGACCAGACUUAGACUGCUGGUCGAGGCUGGUCUGGAUAUCGUUAUCCUUGACAGCAGCCAGGGUAACAGCUUGUUCCAGAUCGAGAUGAUCAAGUGGACCAAGCAGAACUUCCCCGAGAUCGACGUUAUCGGUGGUAACGUUGUCACCCGUGAGCAGGCCGCAGCUCUGAUUGCCGCCGGUGUCGAUGGCCUGAGAAUUGGCAUGGGCAGCGGCAGUGCCUGCAUCACCCAGGAGGUCAUGGCUGUCGGCCGUCCCCAGGCUGCUGCCGUCCGCAGCGUCUCCAGCUUCGCCGCCCGCUUCGGUGUUCCCUGCAUUGCUGACGGUGGUGUUCAGAACCUUGGCCACAUCGUCAAGGGUCUGGCCAUGGGUGCCUCUACCGUCAUGAUGGGCGGUCUCCUUGCCGGUACCACCGAGUCUCCCGGUGAGUACUUCGUCAGCAAGGAGGGUCAGCUCGUCAAGGCCUACCGUGGUAUGGGCAGUAUCGCCGCGAUGGAGGACAAGAAGGCCGGUGGUGACGGCAAGGCCAGCAACGCUGGUACCGCUCGUUAUUUCUCCGAGAAGGCCAAUGUCCUCGUCGCUCAGGGUGUUGCCGGUUCCGUUCUGGACCGUGGCUCCAUCACCAAGUUCGUCCCCUACCUCAUUGCCGGUGUCCAGCACUCUCUGCAGGACAUUGGUGUGACGAGUCUCCAGGCUCUCCACGACGGCGUCAACCAGGGUGUUGUCCGCUUCGAGAUGAGAAGUGCCAGUGCCAUGACCGAGGGUAACGUCCACGGUCUGCACAGCUACGACAAGAAGCUCUACGCUUAAGCGGUGAUAGCUUAAGGGUUGGAGUUCUUGUUGUUUCUUUUCGUUUUUACUCUUCAAGGAGCCUCUCUGUUGACACGUCUCGUUACAUGACGCAAUGUGACUAUUACGAAAACAAAAGCUCGGGCAUGGGGGACAGGAGUUCGAUAUGUGGUAACGCGCAGACUUUGGUAUUAUGAUGGUUCUUCAAUGCAUUUAUGCCUCUUUUCCAUGAUUUAUCUAGAGAACCUAGACUUGCAAUAAGUCAUCAAUCUAUUCAUAUU